AUGUGGAGUGGACUGUUACCUCCAGGACUGAAUGAAAGUGAUGUUGACCUGAGUUCUGAUGAGGGAGAUGAAUCACAUAGUUCCUCUUCAAAGGAGGAUGCAAAAGAAGAUACUGAAAGAGUUCAGCUUUCUGAAUUCCAGGAGAAUGGACCUGAAAGUAAUGCCAUCAGUGAACCCAUUGCAAUAUCAGUGACAGAUGGAGAAAACAUGUCUCAGACUUGCCCUUCUGGAGUUCCUUUAAGUUUGUGGAAUAAAUUUGUGGAGCUUCAGAAGAAAAACCGUGAAAUGAAAACCCAAGCAGAACAGGGAAACAAAGGCCGAAAAAGAAAGCGCCGCAGAAAAGAAAAACAGAAGAAGAACAAUGAAGUGCCUAAGAGUAGUCAACAGUUGUCAAAUGAAGACAAAUGGAAGGAACUUACACAAUACUUUGGAAUCAAUGAUAAAUUUGAAUUGCCUGUGGAUAGCAGGGCUCCACAAAAGUCUGGUCUUGAACUUAGCAUAGAGAAGUCUGUGGCUGAAGGUGACAUUGAUAAGGCGGUGGAGCUGAGUGACAGGUUAGCCAUUCGUGAGCUUGGUGUGAAAAUUGCCAAAGCUGCUGUUUGCCGCAACUUCGUAAAAGCCAAGCAAGAAGCAGAGGCUGCCCAAGAAGCUCGAAAGAAAAAGAAGCUUGCUUGGGGAUUUGAAGCCAAGAAAAGAUGGGAAACAAAAAGCAACAUGGGAUACAUGUAA
Pterocles gutturalis (yellow-throated sandgrouse) is the source of this 729-nucleotide messenger RNA. It is a transcript of the gene FAM204A, whose product is annotated as family with sequence similarity 204, member A. Bases 1 to 729 code for a protein of 242 amino acids. The record is from RefSeq and is a predicted model, not a curated record. Lineage: Eukaryota; Metazoa; Chordata; Aves; Pterocliformes; Pteroclidae. The transcript has 7 exons.